Molecule: messenger RNA, 1023 nt
Organism: Kwoniella botswanensis
Lineage: Eukaryota; Fungi; Basidiomycota; Tremellomycetes; Tremellales; Cryptococcaceae
Exons: 1
Coding region: 1-1023 (340 amino acids)
Source: RefSeq, a predicted model, not a curated record
AUGUACCGGUCCCACAAUAACCCUCGUUCACCUCAAGCAGGUCCAGGUCCGAGCAAUACAACCCCAGCACAAAGAUCCAACAUCGACGAAGCGCUUGACGACUGGUUCGCAGGUAAAGAUCCCUAUUCUCUUCAGUUCGACAGACUCUGCAUCGAGCAAUCUUUUCCAGCACCGUAUGAAGACUACGAGCCCGGUUGGCGACAACCUAAAUUCAAACCGGGGGUAGGUUACGAAAAGGCCCUCGCAAAGGAACAAAUGCUCCAACCCCAAAUUGGAGGGAGGAGCAAGAAAGCCCAAUUGGGUUCCAUAGAGGAAAGUUGGGGUAGUGGUGGACCGAAGAGAGUUUGGUUAGGAGAGGAAGAUGAGAGAAAGGGAAUGUUCGAAUUGGACGAAGAUCCUCCUUCUAGGAAUGCUUCUCCAUUCCGAGAAGAAGAAGAAGAAGGACUCGAAGAAGAAGAUGCUGAGGAAACGAUUAGAAUGAAAAAAGAGGAAUUCCUAGCUAAUGCAAGAAGAGGAACGACGUACGAAAAAUGGAAAGAUCCAACGGAUUUCUUCCAAGGUGGGAAACAAUCGGUGGAAGCUAGAAGAGAGAUAAAACAACUCACUCAAAUUCUCAGAGGGGGUUCAGAGGAUCCCCAUAGUGGAAGAACUGUUCAUAGGAGAAAUCAAGAAGUUGUCUAUCCAUUAGUAAGGAACAGUAAUGCAACUCCUCGUGACGGGGAAACUAGAAGAAUGAGCUUCCACGCUUUUGAAUAUGAUCACUCGAGAAGUCAGAACCCCCUUGUACAGUAUGACGACGAAUAUCGAGCAGACGAUGACACACCCGACAAUCAAGAACAUACAAUCGAUCAUCAUGAACGAAUACAAGGCGGAGAUCCUUUUUCGUCUUCAGGUCGACUUCCCCAGCCUGUCCGAGUAACCACACUUCCGAAUCAAGCUGGUGUCACGGGAAGGUACCAUCAAUCGGAUGAUUACAAGAUCUGGUUACAGAGAGCCCAAGCUGGCAGAGGACGAAGAAGGUAA